Pocillopora verrucosa is the source of this 526-nucleotide messenger RNA. NCBI's taxonomy places the organism in Eukaryota, Metazoa, Cnidaria, Anthozoa, Scleractinia, Pocilloporidae. The record is from RefSeq and is a predicted model, not a curated record.
GUAGCGGUAGCUCACACAGAUCGAGGGUUCUUUUAAGGAGUUUGGUAUUUCGUGACCGCAGUACAGAUUUAGUAACUUAUCGAUAAAUUUAUACGAAAUUCUUAAAAACAAUGAAUAUAUCUGAUAGUCAAGGACAACCCUUAGGGCCUCGUGAGAAGUCAGUUCUUAUAACUCUUUUGAAGUUUACCUUAGCCAUGAUUUUGUUACCAAUAUCCUGCUUUUUCCUUUCCAAGAAAAUCUUCUUUGAAGAUAUACUGGGUUAUCCAAAUGGUGCAAUAGGUGCAGCAGGAGUAACUGUGAUAGUUAUUCAUAUUAUUGUUGGUUUUUACAUCUGGGUGGCUAUACAAGAAGAAAAAGAACCAGCACCAAUAAAACAAGAUUAGAAAAAGAUGAGAAUGAUGUGUUUGCCACUCAACAACAAUGAACACAAAAUGUGUACCUCACCAGAUAGAUGGGAAAAUGUCUGAAGUCCAAGGCAAAGCAAGAAAAGGAAACCGGGUUUAAAUUAAAGCGAGCAUACCUGUUA